Carassius gibelio (silver crucian carp) is the source of this 3008-nucleotide messenger RNA. RefSeq names its product guanylate cyclase soluble subunit beta-2-like. Lineage: Eukaryota; Metazoa; Chordata; Actinopteri; Cypriniformes; Cyprinidae. The transcript is spliced from 14 exons. Gene Ontology annotation, cellular component: guanylate cyclase complex, soluble. Gene Ontology annotation, molecular function: heme binding; guanylate cyclase activity. Bases 1020 to 3008 code for a protein of 662 amino acids. Gene Ontology annotation, biological process: response to oxygen levels; cGMP biosynthetic process. The record is from RefSeq and is a predicted model, not a curated record.
CAUAAAUGUAAUGUUUAAUUUUUCAAUUUAAUUAUUCCAUUAUUAAUUAUUCUUAUGUUACUUGUUCUAUGUCCUUUAGAAACUAAUUUGUAUCAUCCACUGAUAAGUGAACUUUAAAAAAAGUAUUAUUAUUAUUCAUGAUUGCAUAGAAUUCACUAUUGACUAAUACUGAUCAAGAUAUCACCACUUUGCCAGAUUUUGUUCGUGCAUUGUAGCUAUACAGUGGUUCUGUUUUUGCACUCAGAUUCUUGCUCAACUUUUAUUCAAAUUUAUGGACAAAUACUCUUAUACAUACUUUUUGAUAGGGUCUUUACAACAAUCUGUAUAUAUUUAAAUAAAAUGUCUUAUUCAGGAAUGCAUUUACCAUAUUCUCAUAUAUAUGUCUCUCUCCAGUGCUGCUGUUUUUGUAAUAAACCUCCAUCCUCCACUGUGUUCCAGGGUGGACCGCACACACAGCUUGUCAGCACUGCUCACCUUUCAGCAAUUACACAAAACAUAUAUGACUAUUAAUGGAAAUGAAUCAAAUGAAUUUAUUUAAUAAUUAAAAGAGCUCAAAUUAAAAUGCAAGUUUAUAAUUUUUUUUGUCUCUUUGUAUGCGUGCAUUUAUAUUUAUUUAAAUAUGUUACUAAGUUGAAUAUUAGGCAAUUGAUAAUUGUCAGAAUCAUUUCUUAACGUGUUAUGCCUGUCACCUGAUUUGACUGCUGAUUGGUGCAGUUUGCGAUCUCUUACCCAGAUUAAAACCUGCAAGGCACAUUUUUAAUGAGCAAAAGCUGAUCUGAAAUGUAAAAAUCUACUGCGCGCUCUCAUUCACGCGGCUCUCGCUGCACAGGACGUCACGGUCGUGCACGCGCCGGACUCUCUUGAUGGAAUUCUCGUUUAUUUGUGGAUAGAGCGUUGUAUUGUGUUUCUUUCUUAAGUUGAGCACGAUGGGUAUGGAGGUGAAUGGUUAAUCAAUGGACUGUAAAAAGAGAAACUAAUUGAGCUUUCAAGUGCCCAAGGAAAACAACCCUGACAGAGAAAUGUAUGGAUUCAUCAACACGUGUCUAAAGUCUCUAGUAAUCGACAGAUUUGGAGAAGAGACGUGGGACAAACUCAGGGACUCAGCAAGGGUUCAAGACACUUUCAUGACUUAUGAAGUGUACGCAGAUAACAUCACCAUGCAGUUAGUGAGCGAGGCCUGCAGGAUGCUCGACCUUGAGCAAAGUGUGGUGCUGGGGCAGUUUGGAGAAUAUUUUUUUGAGUUCUGCAAAAGGGCUGGAUAUGAUCAUAUGCUGCGCACUCUUGGAGGAAAUCUGUUUGAGUUUAUGGAGAAUCUGGACGCGCUGCACGGCUUUCUCUCUCUUUCCUACAAGGAAAUGAAUGCACCAUCAUUCCGUGUAGAAAAAAACAAUGAUGGGUCUUUGCUGUUACACUACUACUCAGACCGACGCGGUCUUUGUCAUAUCGUCCCUGGUAUCAUCGGAGCUGUAGCCAAAGACUUCUUUAAUAGCAAGAUAAAGAUGGAAAUUGUGAACCAGAUCGAGGAAGUUGAGAGCAUGGGAAAAAAAGAGCAUAUUGUUUUCCUCAUCACCCAAAGCCCAGCGUUCUUAGACAAAGACUUUCCAGAAAGGUCCCUGCAGACAAAAUCUCUAAAUCAUGUAGAAAAAAAUGACACAGUCAGAAACUUGGAGUAUCCACAAAAGGGUAUAACUUUAAGGGCAUUUGAGCCUGUGUAUCCAGAUAACCUGUGCAUCGAUCUGAAGACAUUUUGCAAUGCCUUUCCUUUCCACAUUGUGUUUGAUGAAGAACUCCAGGUCAGACAGGCAGGGGUAACUGUUCAGAGAAUCGUGCCAGGGUUACAGAGCAGGUGCAGCCAGCUGGAUCAGUAUUUCAACAUCCAGCAUCCACAGGUGACUUUCAACAUCUGCAGCAUCCGCAAGUUCAUUAAUAGCCAUUUUGUUUUGCGGACACGAAGAGACAGAAUGCCUAUGGCUUGGAGAGAGAGACCCAUGCUAGAACUGAGAGGACAAAUGUUAUGGAUGCCUCCAUUGCGUUCCAUGCUGUACCUAGCAUCACCAUUACUUCGCAGCUUGCAGGAGCUGGAGGAGCACGGCAUGCACCUCUCUGAUAUUGCUCCACAUGAUGCUACACGUGACCUAAUCCUGCUCAACCAGCAGCGACUGGCAGAGAUUGAGCUCUCCAACCAGCUAGAACGAAAAAAGGAAGAGCUUCAUCAGCUCUCAAAACACCUCGAAGAGGAAAAGCAGAAGACGGAUAAUCUAUUGUAUGCCAUGUUGCCCAAACAUGUGGCCAACCAGCUGAAAGAGGGCAAGAGAGUAGAGGCAGGUGAGUUUGAAGAAUGCACCGUUCUCUUCAGCGAUGUGGUGACCUUCACCACCAUCUGCUCUGAGUGUGAACCCAUCCAGAUUGUUUCCAUGCUCAAUUCCAUGUAUCUGAAGUUUGACCGUCUUACCACUGUACACAAUAUUUACAAGGUUGAAACAAUUGGAGAUGCUUACAUGGUUGUCGGUGGCGUUCCCAUCCCUAUGUCAAGUCACACUGAGCGUGUGGCCAACUUUGCCUUGGGCAUGAUCAUAUCUGCAAAAGAGGUCACUAACCCUGUGACUGGUGGCCCUAUUCAGAUUCGAGUGGGCUUGCACAGCGGACCAGUCUUGGCAGGGGUGGUUGGUGAGAAGAUGCCUCGGUAUUGUUUGUUUGGAGACACAGUUAAUACAGCCUCCCGAAUGGAGAGUCAUGGAUUGCCUGACAAAAUCCACCUCAGUCCCCGUGUUUAUCAUGCUCUAAGAAAUAAAGGCUAUCAGAUGGAGGAACGUGGAGAGAUAGAGGUAAAAGGUAAAGGAAGAAUGCGCACCUACUUCCUGCAGAGGAACCUUAAAGUCACAGAGAGUGAGAUCAUGGGGCUUUUGGUGCCCAACGCUGACUCAGACAGGAUGAUGAAUCAUUCUACACAAGCGUCACAGCUACUUCACUAUAGACCAGAAUUAAAAGGUCUGUUGAAUGUCUCUUAA